UCACACCUCUCGCUCUCUCUGGUGUCUUCUAGUGACUUCGAUCCCGCGUUUACACGUCGCCUCCUCGUCCUCCAGGCUCGCUCGCAUUCCACUUCUGUUAUAGGCGACCCCGAUCGCGUCGCCCGCGAGUGAUCUCACCCCCGGCCAUGGACACGCAUCAUGCUCUACCGGAUCCCGAUCGCCCCGCGCGCCUCCUCCCCUCCGCCUCCGCGGGAUCCCGCCGCCGGAUCGCCAUCGCCGUCGACCUCAGCGACGAGAGCGCCCACGCUGUGAGCUGGGCCGUACGGAACUACUUGCGCCCCGGGGACGCCGUCGUCCUCCUCCAUGUCCGCCCCACCAGCGUCCUCUACGGCGCCGAUUGGGGCGCAGUCGACCUCUCCCUACCGGCCGGCGACGACGACGCGGAGAAUGGGCUCCCUGCCUCAGAGGAGUCGCAGCGGAAGAUGGAGGAGGAUUUCGACGCCUUCACCACGAGCAAGGCGCAGGACCUGGCGCAACCCCUCGUGGAGGCGCAGAUUCCCUUCAAGAUCCACAUCGUCAAGGACCACGACAUGAAGGAGCGGCUGUGCCUCGAGGUGGAGAGGCUGCGUCCUAGCGCGGUUAUCAUGGGGAGCAGGGGAUUUGGGGCCGCCAGGAGCGUCAGCAAGAGCCGUCUCGGAAGCGUCAGCGAUUACUGCGUCCAUCACUGCGCUUGCCCCGUGGUGGUGGUCCGUUACCCUGAUGAUGGGGCUGGUGCUGGAUCUGGACUGGACAAUGGAGAGGCCAAGAAGUUAGACGAGGGGAUCGAGCUUCACCUGGCGCCAGAGGAGGAACAGGAGUAUCACGAUGCUGCUGAGGAACAAAAAGCUAUGUAGGAGAGCUGAAUCACCUCUGGAAAGUUCCAUAGCAGACGUCGCCCCACACAUCAGGUUCGUCAAAGAUGGCAUAAUCCCUGACAGUUUUCAGGUGUGAUUCACCAGUUUUAGAUGCCGUUCUCUUUUAUUUGAAUAUUGAAUGUGUUGCUAAAAUAUUCAGCUAACCCUCCAUAUUGGCUGUCUGCCAGAGCUUGCUGCUAAAUGUUUGUUGUAAUCAAAUUAGCGAGUACUAAUCAAUUUUGUCCCAUAAUUGAUGAUUUAAUCGGUUUUAAGCCAGAAGGGAUUUAAUAAAACUUAAGAGAUCCAGUAUUAUUUGCAGUUCUUUUCUUAAUUCCUUGAGUUUGUUUGUUGAGUUUUUCAGUUCUGUCAUUGUAAUCAUGUGUCAAGACUGUUUACAUUACUGUUUGCUUAUGUUUAGGCCAUAAAAACACACCCAAAUAUCUGGAGUUCUUUUUUGCCA
Musa acuminata subsp. malaccensis (wild Malaysian banana) is the source of this 1314-nucleotide messenger RNA. RefSeq names its product universal stress protein PHOS34. NCBI's taxonomy places the organism in Eukaryota, Viridiplantae, Streptophyta, Magnoliopsida, Zingiberales, Musaceae. The record is from RefSeq and is a predicted model, not a curated record.